Lineus longissimus is the source of this 4038-nucleotide messenger RNA. Its product is annotated as very long chain fatty acid elongase 7-like. The record is from RefSeq and is a predicted model, not a curated record. The coding region runs from base 334 to 1290 and encodes 318 amino acids. Gene Ontology annotation, biological process: fatty acid elongation, monounsaturated fatty acid; very long-chain fatty acid biosynthetic process; fatty acid elongation, polyunsaturated fatty acid. The transcript has 9 exons. Lineage: Eukaryota; Metazoa; Nemertea; Pilidiophora; Heteronemertea; Lineidae. Gene Ontology annotation, molecular function: fatty acid elongase activity. Gene Ontology annotation, cellular component: endoplasmic reticulum membrane.
UUGCCUGGGCUGCACAUGUGUCUCUCGGAAGCCGGGUGUGUUGGAGGUAGAGAGUCACUAAGGAAAGACUACAUUCCUGACAUUGUACUAGUAUAAGCCGGACAUUUUGGAGACACAUAUCAGGAUAUCGUUCACCAUCUUUUCCCACAUUUUUCUCACGAGUCCGUUUGGAAGGAGAAUUAAAAUACCCCUGUUUCACACUAUAGGUUUUUGUCCUGGAUCUGCUUGUCAACACUGGAGCACUACAUGUUAUGCGUUAAACUGUGAUAUCUAAGUCAGUUUUAGUCUUUCAAUUGUUUUUAGUCCUUUUUUCCCUGUCACGGCUGUACAAAGAUGGCAGCAUUGAUUGACAAAAUCACAACAGGUUAUAAUGGCCUCAUGGAGCAUAGAGAUCAACGGACAACAAACUGGUUCUUGUUGGGGUCGCCCUGGCCAAACCUGUUGCUAGUGGCGACAUACAUCUUCAUCAGUACAAAGGGUGGUCCAUGGUUUAUGAAGAAUCGAGAACCAUAUGAUAUACGCAAGAUAAUGGUAGCCUAUAACUUGUUCAUGGUAUAUUUGUCAUCGUAUAUGGUAUAUGAGUUUCUAUUCGCUGGCUGGUUAGAUGGUUAUACGUUAGGAUGUCAACUGGUAGAUUAUUCUGACGCCCCUCAAGCAGUGCGGAUGGCAAAUGUUUCUUGGUGGUUUUAUUUUUCUAAGGUUAUUGAGCUCCUGGACACAAUUUUUUUCAUCCUACGCAAGAAGUUUAAUCUAGUGACAUUCCUACAUGUAUACCAUCACGCCCUUAUGCCAUGUGUCGAGUGGGCAGGAGUGUCUUUUGCCCCAGGCGGCUUUGGUACAUUCCAUGCCCUGUUGAACUGCUCUGUUCACGUCAUUAUGUACACAUAUUAUGGUCUGGCAGCGAUGGGUCCCCAUAUGCAGAAAUACCUCUGGUGGAAGCGCUACAUGACAACCAUUCAGAUAGUUCAGCUGUGUGGCAUGGUGAUCCAUAGCUCCCAAAUAAUCUUCACAGACUGUCAGUAUAGUAAAGUGUUUGGUUAUACUAUCCUCAUUGGAGCGUUUAGUUUUGUGCCUCUCUUCCUAAAUUUCUACAUCCAAGCGUAUUUAUCCAAGGCGAAAAAGGAAAAACAUGAACGGCUCCAUCAAAAUGGUAGCGUUGAACAGAAUGGGAAGAUAGAACAUCAAAAUGGCACUGUCAAGAAUGGAAGUGUUGUUACAAAUGGCAUCAGUGGGAAGAAGGCAAACGGGAAGAUUAACGGAAAGAAACAAAAUGGGAAGAAACACAAUUAACUUUCUUACAUGAAUACUAAUUGAUAAAGAUAUAACCAGUUGAUCAGUUAAUGAAGAAUAUGUUAUAUGACACUGUCUUGCUCUCGGCUGUUUGUGUACCAGUGCGGUCUUCUCACCUAUCUGACCUCAAGAUCGGUGCUAAAAGAUGGGGUACAGGCCUGGCUCAGUGUGCCGUGCAGAUGGCAUGACUUAAUCCGUGUUGUCCAUCCUCGCAUACAGACGGCAUUGGACUCGUUCUUGUGUUCUAAUCUUACCAGUGGCAUCUUGCUUGGUGCAGCGUACAUUCUUACAAACAAAUGGCAUCAGGAUCAUUCUGCGGUGUUCAUUCUAAACAGAUGGCAUCCGGCUUGGUCUGUGGGGUACAUUCUUAGAAAUGAAUUGCAUUUAGCUUGUUUUGCAGUGUACGAAUUGCAUCUAGCUUGGUCUCUCCAUCCUUGCAAACAUGGCGUCAGGCUUGUUCUGCGGUGUUCGUUCCUACGAACAGAUGGCAUCUUGGUUGGUCUGCGGUGUUCAUCCUUGCAUAUGGAUGGCGUCUGGCUUGGUCUGUCCUUCCUUACUUACAAAUGCCAUCCGGCUUGGUCUUUAGUAUAUAUUCUAUCAUACAGAUGGCUUUACAUAUUCUAGGAGUCACACUUAAUGGCCUGUAGGAGAUAAGGUUGAGAAGAUGAGGAACCAGUCUGCAGAGGUGUUAUGAUUCGGCUUCAGCUUUGUAAAUAAGUGCUAUGGUGCCAGGUUCUGAACAGUGUGAGUUACUGUUUGGUGUUUUUUUAAUGCUGGUGUUAUUCUGUCAUCAAGUUUGAAUACAGUCGGCUAUCAGAACACUCAUGUUGGUGGCAAUGAUCAGUUGUGCAGAACUUGGUGGCUCCAGACCUAAGGACUGGUUUUCCAGGCUUAUAGGAUGGUUCUUACCAUAAUAGCUGGUGUUGGUUGACCUGCAAAUGAUAUAAAAUGUAACUCCCAAUGCAGACCUCUCAAUAUGGAUUUGGCUAGUUAUUUGGUUGAGAGAGUGUGACUGAUUACAAAAUGCAGCAUUUGUAUCUACCUUCAAAAAUUACCCAAGAUUUGUAACAUUUGGCUUUUACUAUGAAAUAGUAGUAAAGUAGUCCCCUGAUAGGUGAUCCAAAGAUAUACUGUGUCACCAUGUGAGCCAGUUGAAACACGACAUUUAGAAAGUGUUUUGUCCGAGAACACCUCAAAGUAGCCUCAUGUUUGUGAGGCGUUUGCAUUAAAUUGUUAAUCAUUGAGCACUGAAAGCUUUGAAGAUCAAGAACUAAGUGUAAAUAUUAUACAACUGUACAUAGAAUGAUUGUAGCGUAGGUUUUUUAAAACAAAACUGUUGAAGAAAUUAUUGGUUUGGGGUAUAAGCUUUUACUCUUUGAAUAGAAUAAAUUUCAAAGGGGUUCCUUUUAGCUUCUUGGGGCAGCAGAUGAUGACCAGUCGUUUUCACCUGGCAGUCCCAUCAGGUUAUAUUAUCCAGGGCCUGAUUAUUCAAGGCACUGGUUUUGUCACCAAUGUUGGCGUCAAUUUGGUGUUAAGUCUAACACCAAGUUAUUUGGUGUUAAGUCUAACACCAAGUAACACCAAGUUAGUGACUUGUUUUGAACAACCUGGCCCAGAAAUUGGGGUAGAGGGCUUUUAUUUUCAUUACAUAUCACUAUCUUAGAGAAUCAGACUUACAUAUACCAGCAAAUCUAAGAUCUCAGUUACUUAUAUGUUACAUGAUCAAAGGGUGGGGAAUCAUUUUUUUCUGUCUUUGCUCUUGUCAGUCACGAGGGUGUCCUUAAUGGAGGGUAGGUUCUACGGUACUCGAAGGAUUUUUUUGUAGAGGAUACUAAUAGACUCUGCUUUUGAAGUCCUAACAGAAAUUAGGGAAGACUGCUUGUCAUGGUUUCUUCAGUAUUCAUAGACCUUCUGAAGAUUUUCACUCAGAAGGUUCAUAGACCAAAAUCUCUUGAUUCUCCCUUUACGUGUAAUGUUACUCGGCACUAUUUUUAUUGAUAAUUAUCAUAUAAUCUAACUAUAAAUUUGUUAUGUCAAGUUAGUUGCCACUGAAAAUGUAUCUAGAUUAGAAAUAGCUGUCUUUUGAUAAUUUGUGGCCGGCAUAUGCAUUUAAUAUACUCUAUGUUUCACCAAGCUAAGACCACUUCAUCAGUUGCUAUGAAUUUGACACGAAAAGGCCAUGAAAAUGAUGCCCAGGCAACCUGGUGACACCCAGUCAUUGUAAAUCUCAGUCAAAUAUGCUAAAUGGCUUCAAACAACCAUGAGCAUAAUUUGAUAUCCUUCCAGAUAUUCACUUGUAUAUUUAGAAACGGUCUUUGAUCAUGAAACUAGAGUUAAUCAAAAGAGGCAGAAGUUUAUUUUUUUGUAGCAUAAUGAUUUGUUUUUAUUUUCUUAUGGCAAAUGCAUUUAAAGUGGCAAUGAUAUUUACUUGUGUCUUAGUUUUACUGCUGGUGACACAGCAAUGUUGCCAGUAUCUUUCAUCUAACAUUAAGGGGUGGUUUUAUAGUAAUGGUCUAGUGGGUCUGUUUGGUAAUAAGAAUAAAUAAAAUAUUCAGCAUUUGUUUAGCUCUCCUACGCAAUUCACAUUUGUGACUCGCUCUACCAAAUCUAGGCGCUUGUCGCAUCUGAACUUGACAGGUUGAUACGGACUUGUUGUUCAUUUCCCUAUUGUUGACCUUUUGUGAAAUCUGUUACAAACACAUUUGGUCUCAUUCAACAAAAGGUCUACAAUAGGGAACUGAACAACAA